AUGAAAAAUCUAGGGGAAAUUGGAUGUUUUCUUGGUUUAGAAGUGGAGAAAUCAGAUCUGGGUUAUUUUGUUUCUCAAAAAGGAUACGCAAAAAGUCUCUUGGAGCGUUUUGGCAUGGGGGAGUCGAAAGAAAUGGCUACUCUAAUGGAACCCAAUCUGAAGUUAACAAAAGAUGAAGGAAAAUUGUUGAAAGAUGCCAAGAAAUUUCGACAGCUUGUUGGUUGUUUGAUUUAUCUAACCAUCACAAGACCUGAGAUUUCUUUCUCGGUUUCUGUGGUUUCUGUUGUUUCUCAAUUUAUGCAGAAUCCAAGAACUUCCCAUUUAGAUGCUGCAAAAAGAAUAUUGUGUUAUGUGAAAGGGUCUCUUAGCCAUGGACUUUGGUAUAAGAGAUGUGAAAAAUUUUUGUUGGUUGGAUUUACAGACGCAGAUUGGGCGGCUAAUGCAAGUGAUCGUCACUCAACCUCUGGCUAUUGCUUUAAUACAGGUUCAGCAGUAAUUUCUUGGAGUAGCAAGAAGCAAGACGUUGUGGCUCUUUCUAGUACAGAAUCAGAGUAUGUAGCAGCAACCAUGGCUGCUCAAGAGUGCAUUUGGUUAAAGAGCAUUUGGUUAAAGAGGUUGGAUUUAAGGACAUCUUCAAAUCCAAUAUUUCAUGCUCGGACAAAGCAUAUUGAAGUGCGACAUCACUUUAUUCGGGAGAAAGUCUUGAAUGAAGAGAUUGAAUUGAUAGGUGUUCGUACAAGUGAGCAAGUUGCCGAUAUUUUUACGAAGGCUUUGGUGAAGCCUAAGUUUCAGCUUUUCCGAGAUGCUCUUGGAGUUGUUGAUAGUAAGCUUGCACUAAGGGGGAGUAUUAAAAAUUAG
Molecule: messenger RNA, 858 nt
Organism: Jatropha curcas
Lineage: Eukaryota; Viridiplantae; Streptophyta; Magnoliopsida; Malpighiales; Euphorbiaceae
Source: RefSeq, a predicted model, not a curated record